Messenger RNA from Aspergillus versicolor CBS 583.65, 1855 nucleotides. RefSeq names its product proteasome regulatory particle base subunit RPT5. Gene Ontology annotation, cellular component: proteasome regulatory particle, base subcomplex. The transcript has 3 exons. Gene Ontology annotation, biological process: proteasome-mediated ubiquitin-dependent protein catabolic process. The record is from RefSeq and is a predicted model, not a curated record. Lineage: Eukaryota; Fungi; Ascomycota; Eurotiomycetes; Eurotiales; Aspergillaceae. Bases 117 to 1511 code for a protein of 464 amino acids. Gene Ontology annotation, molecular function: ATP hydrolysis activity; ATP binding; proteasome-activating activity.
AACCCAGCUCCAUCAUAUACCAACUUUCUCGAUCACCACCCCCCCUUCACUAUCCCGCUCGUCUACUCUCCUAAUAUAUUACUCGAUUACGUCUUAUUUCUGUUCGAAUCCCAAUUAUGUCGACUUUAGAGGACCUUGACGACCUUGAGCGCGAGGAGAGAGACAAGAAGAAGGAGCAAGGUGAUGGCGGUGACGGCAAGCAGCCCGGUGAUGGCGACGCUGAAAUGAAGGAUGCCGAUGGGAAAAAGAAAGACGAGGAAGAGGAGCUUCUAGAUGAGGAGAUCCUGGGUUCAAGUACAGCGGACAUUGUCAAGCGACGGCGGAUGCUGGAGAACGAGCUUCGUAUAAUGAAAAGCGAAUACCAGCGGUUGACACACGAACAGAAUACGAUGAGGGAGAAGGUCAAGGAUAACCAAGAAAAGAUUGAGAAUAACAGACAAUUGCCGUACCUCGUCGGAAAUGUUGUCGAGCUGCUGGACUUGGAUGUCGAAGCUGAAGCCGCCGAGGAGGGUGCCAAUAUCGACCUGGAUGCUACUCGAGUAGGCAAAUCGGCUGUCAUCAAAACGUCGACCCGCCAAACAAUCUACCUUCCCCUUAUUGGUCUAGUUGACCAUGAGAAGCUCAAGCCCGGUGACCUCAUUGGUGUUAACAAGGAUUCAUACCUCAUUCUCGAUACCCUACCAGCCGAAUAUGACAACCGGGUGAAAGCCAUGGAGGUCGAUGAGAAGCCCACAGAGAAGUACACGGACAUUGGUGGUUUGGAUAAGCAGAUUGAGGAGAUUGUCGAAGCUAUAGUAUGGCCUAUGAAGGAGGCUGAAAGGUUCAAGAAGCUUGGCAUCAAGGCACCAAAGGGUGCCCUGAUGUACGGCCCCCCCGGUACAGGAAAGACGCUUCUCGCCCGGGCCUGCGCGGCAGAGACAAAUGCAACCUUCCUGAAGCUUGCCGGUCCCCAGCUCGUGCAAAUGUUCAUCGGUGAUGGCGCGAAGCUUGUCCGGGAUUGCUUCGCUCUCGCCAAAGAGAAAGCACCCUCUAUCAUCUUCAUCGACGAGCUCGAUGCGGUGGGAACAAAGCGUUUCGACUCCGAAAAAUCCGGUGACCGUGAAGUUCAACGAACCAUGCUGGAACUUCUCAACCAGCUCGACGGUUUCGCCUCCGAUGACCGAAUCAAGGUCCUUGCCGCCACUAACCGCGUUGAUGUUCUUGACCCUGCCCUUCUCCGUUCCGGCCGUCUCGACCGAAAGAUCGAAUUCCCGCUUCCCAACGAGGAGGCGCGAGCCAACAUUCUCCAGAUCCAUUCGCGCAAGAUGACUGUCGAAGACUCCGUCAACUGGGCUGAGCUGGCUCGCAGCACGGACGAGUUCGGUGGUGCACAGUUGAAGGCCGUUUGCGUGGAAGCCGGUAUGAUUGCCCUCCGAAAAGGCUCGAGCAAGAUUGGUCACGAAAAUUAUGUCGAUGCCAUUGCUGAAGUCCAGGCAAAGAAGAAGGAUACGAACAUGGGCAUCUAUGUUUAGACUCUUUUUGUGAUACGUCCUUCUUUCUAUGCUAAUGUAGACUUGCCUUCCACUUUCUAUGCGAUUCCUAUCUACGUACGUAUCAGAAUAACCAGCCUUACGCAAACGAUAGUAUGUCAACUUCUUUUGCCCUUGAUGUAGUCCGUAGUAACUAUUAUCUUGUAUAAGCGUCCACUACGCGACCUGGGCGCUUACUCCCAUCUACCCCAAUUGCAUCUAUCGGUUUAGUGUUUUGUAGUCGUCUUAAAAGCAAUUCUCGAUUUCGAAUCGUCAAGUACAACUAAGUUACUUGUUUUCUCUUACUGUAUAUUAUUACAAUCUUCAAAGUAGAACAUAAGAAAACC